UCUAUGUCUUUGAAAGUGGAUUAUUGUUAUCGUUAACUGAACACUUAACAAAGGUGGGGGAUGCUAGAGGUUAGCUAGUCUGCUAAUGUAAUACAGCUGUAACUAAUUGGAGGAAUGCCCGUGGUUAACGAGAUUAUACAAGUCAGAAGGUAAAAUGACCUUAACUUGGGUUUUCUGUGGCGGUUUCUGGCUUCAUACAGCGUUACACUGCUCAGAGAAAGCACAUAAUUUUGACCCUAACAUUAGCUUUAUGAAUGUGUUAUUCUCUUUAUGGUGCUACAAAGCGUGAUAUUGGUCUAAGGUUGUGACUUUGAAGGGUAAUACACUGUUUAAAUAUUGACAGAAAUGCAUAAGCAUGACGAUAAACAAUAGAAAAUAAAUAUUUUCUAUGUUUCUAUAAAUUUACCAAAACGAAAAAAAAUCACAGGGUGUCCAGUCAGUUGUAUUGCGUUUAAUUUAAACUAGAAAAUAAUGACAUAAAUAACAUUAAACAGUUUAAUUUCACAUUCAACAUUUUGGUUUUGAUAACUUCAGAGUCACAUCCCAAACAAAUUCCCCAAAUCUAAUGAUGGAAAAAAAAAAAGGUGAAAGAAAACAAAUGACCAAAUAGAAUAAAAAUAUUUCGGGACAUCCCCAGAAAUUGUAGCCCUGGACUACUGCCCCUCUAAAGUCUGGCCUAGUUGGAGUUCUGAUGGUUAAUGUCUUUGUGUGGUGCUAAUGUUGAGUUAGCAUUGUGUAUUUACAUUUCUCAUCACAACUGUUUAGCAAACACGCAAAUAUAAAAUAAAUAUGCGUAACUACGCAAAUAAAUGACUGAGAAAUAAUUUAUUUAUACCUAUAAUAUAAUAUAUGUCCAAUUAGUUUAGUGGAUUAAAACAUUUCAGAAGCAUUGACCUGAGCCAUUACCAUAGCAGCAGAGAUAUAUCUAUGACUGUUCUGCUAGUAGAAGUCCAGAUUAGGUGGCAAAAAGAGCCAAAAUGAGUAAGAGGCUGUUGGUGUCACUUUCGAGAAAAAAAAGUCAAAUAUUAUCUGCGAAUGAAUCCGUGUGUGUAAAAAUAAAUAUUUGAAGAAAUGAUAAACAUUCGGAGGAGAAGAGAAAGCAAGUCCCAACUCGUUAGCAGUGAAAACUCUGCAGCUUCUGCUUGCGGGGAGGGGGGAUGGAUCAGGUUUCUAUACAGUGUGGAUCAUGAAAUUUGAGGACUGAAAAUGGCAUCCUCCAUUAGAGGACGGAGUAAAGCUUAUUACGGUGAAACACAGUGAAGUGCUGGCCCGCCUCCCAUCUCAGAGCAGAUUGGGGACAUCGGUUACCAUAGAGAUUCUGCUCCGACAUGAUUCUGUCCCUUCUUCCUGUCAGGUUCACUACAUGAAUAAUCUGACUUUUAAACACCUUUUUUUUCUUCCCAGUCAGCUGAAAUCCCAUCUGUGCAGACCUGUCGCUCUGUAUGUCCUCAUGUUUAUCUCUCACUUAUUUAUGUCGAAAACCGUUCCAUCAUCAUCCAUCUCUAAAGGGGAAAGACCUGGUGGUCACUGAAAAAAGUGGUACCCUUCGACCUCACUUGACCUCAUGUUUUCAUGCACUUCCAUCGUUUUUAAUUGUCUGAACCGACCAAAUAGCCUGACUUUACUCUCUUCCUGUUGGCGUCCAUCACUACGACACGUUAGAACCACAGACUUUAGUGGAUUUUAUUGGGAAUUUAUGUGAGGGAGCAACACAAAGUGGCAAAUAUUUGUGAAGCGGAAGGAGAAGCACACGUGAAAGAGUUGACUCAUUGUGCUGAAUACAAACACACACAAGACUUUUCAGAUAUUGAAUUGUAAAACACUCUGUUGUUCUCCCACAUCAGUUGUCUACUGCUUGGUGUUGAUAUAUUGCACAAAACACGCUAGAGUUUUUGGCUGUAACACAACAAACUGUGUGUGAAUUUAACGGGCCAUUGCAUUCCUACGCAAUUCCGCUCGAUUCUCAUCUCCCUGCAGCGUUCUGUGUGGAAUUUCUCCCAUUGAGUUCGAUUUCUCUGGUUGAGUUUCAACCAGGCCAGUUAGCGAAUAGAAGGCAGCUGUUUUAGAAUUGUAGUCUGCCUAUAUAAGGCUAUAGUAUGUGGUUCAAAUGAAUGUUUUCACAUCUGAUAGUCCGGUAGACUCUGUUCAAUUGGGAACCAAAAUGGCAGCACUACAUUUUCAGUUGGUGAGAUUCUCUUUCACACUGUACUGUAUCAAACAUCCCAAACCUUUUGAAAAUCCUGUUCCCUCCCCUCAUGCCUAUGGUGCUGCUGCACCAAGAACUGCUCAAGGAAAUGACUCAUAAACCUCUGAAGUAGACACUGAAUACAACUUCCUUCUUCACGAAGUACAAGCAAAAAUGGAGUGGCGUCAGAUUUUAGGUUGUAAGAUUUCUCUUUUGUUGUUGGCUAAAAACCAUGAGCCAUUUCGCCCUCUUGCACCAGACACACGGGUUUGUUUUGGUUAUAUUUACCCAGAAUCCCUUGCCUUGCUUUUGGAAUAGUCUCUGGUCCAUUUGCCUUGGCAUUGGCAUUUGAACUGGUCCAGAGUUCACAUCAACCAAACUGAGAUCUAGGUUUGUAGGCGGACCAGAACUUCCCACCCCAAACUGACUGGACUUUCUCGGCAAACGUAUUAGAGUUGGAUUCAGUCGGACUAAACAGGGCUGGUGCAAAGGGGCUGUAAAGAUGUCAUAGCUGUACCACCCAUGCAGUUUUACGACCCACAGCAUUUCCAUAAGCUCCAUCGAGCUGAAACUGUUCAAACAUCACUGCCAAAUGUUUGCGAUUGUGUAAAAUCAGAUCAAAUUGUUUCAAACUUCAAAGGAGUUAAGUCCUCUGGGAAGCAAUCAUUUUCCAAUAAGUCCAGAACCGCCGCAGUGUAGAACAAGAGGCUGGUUCUUCCCAGGCUGUUAGUACUUUUAGGAGGCUCUGUCUCGGUGCCAGUUGUAAUUUUGUAAGCACCAUCAGAGGGAGCAGUACUCAGCUUGAUGAAAUGUCGCCUCAGGAUCAUGUAGCCACUUUAUGUCCUUCCGGACCCUUUCAUCGUCUUGCAUUCCCUCCUCCCCCCUCUCAUACCCUCCUUACAGGGUUACCGCUCUGCUUCUCCCCUCCUAAUUUCUUGGACCUCUUAAUUGGCGCGGAUCUGGCCCGGUCCUGAAUUAUUCAAAGGAGACGUUGGUUUCUGGGGGCUGACAGGUGUCCCUUUGCACUUGAUCACUUCGUUUUCCAUUAGCUGUGAGUGAAAGGUGCCAUUAGAUUCUCUAGGAAACUGUCCUCCCUCACCGACCGCAAGUCUUCCUGUUGGACGUCCGCUCUCUACCUGAGGAAGACGAUGGAGAACUCGGUGGCCGUCUGGCUCCAGUACGACGAGCUCCUGUUUUACACGGCCUGCGUUUCUCACUGCUGGUCCAUGUGUCUGUGCGCGUGCGUGUGCUUGCAGGGCAGAGUGUUCCGGAGGCGAGUGGCCGGCGGUGGCAUGCGUCUGGGCAGCAGCUGGAGGUGGCAGCUGUCCCGGGCCAUGCGGCUGGCGCUGCGCUUGCGCCGGCUUUGCCGCCCGCAGGAAGGAGGAGGUCGGGUCGGGGUCAGGUUGACAGCGGCGUGGAGGUACGGCAAGCUGCUGCUUCGCUCCCUUUACUACAACAGCCUCACCAACUCGGACACGCUGCUGGACUGCGCGUUCGAGCCAGUCUACUGGAUCGUGGACAACGUCACCCGGUGGUUUGGAGUGGUGUUUGUGUGCCUGGUGGUCCUGCUGACGUCCUCUGUGGUCAUCAUUGUCUACCUGUUUGUCUUACCAACCAUCUUCUCCUCGUACCCCGCUCACUGGAUCGCCUGGCAUCUCUGCUGCGGCCACUGGCUGCUGAUCCUGGUGGUCUUCCACUACUACAAGGCCACCACCACCUCCCCCGGACACCCACCCAAGGACAAACGCGACGUUCCAUCUGUUUCCAUCUGUAAGAAAUGCAUCACCCCCAAACCGCCGAGGACGCAUCACUGCAGCAUCUGCAGCCUGUGCGUCCUGAAGAUGGACCACCACUGUCCCUGGCUGAACAACUGUGUCGGCCACCUGAACCAUCGAUACUUCUUCUCCUUCUGCCUCUACAUGACCCUGGGCUGCGUCUACUGCAGCAUCAGCAGCAGAAACCUGUUUCUGGAUGCCUACAGCGCUAUAGAGGUGAGUGAGUUCUGUUAGGGUUCAGAGCGCUUUACCUCCAUUUAGUUUGAUCACCAGAGCCUUGUUUGGCCAUUUAGGAUCAACAAAAUAUGACUGAUGACUGUAUUCAAACUUAAAGGGGCAGUAUUGUGUGUUGUCCAGCCACAUAGCGCCAUUUUAUAGCACAAUCACACAACUAUGUUACCUUAAAUUGUUGUAAAAAGGUUACAUAUAUCAAAUAUGACUUAAGAAAUUUGGCAGUGUAAGUUAGUUCCUUGAAAUUGGGCUGCUGUCUCUUUAAAACUCCGGCUCUUUCUGAAACUCCACCUAUGGGAAGUCAUCACAACAUGGCUCCUCUAUUAACCCUUUAACAACUUUUUUUUUAACCAACAUUGAGCUGAGAAAUAUCUCCUAUGAUGAGAUGGGUAAGGGUUAGCCACCAGGUUAAGCACCAGGUGUUUGCUGAUUGUUUCUGGCUAGUCUGAAGGAGCUGAGUGGAGGAGUGGCGGGGUAGAGCUGCUCUGAGAGGUGGAAGCUCUAAAGCUUGGAAUCUGCAGCUCAGAGGAGGAGCUUCGUCUUUGAAGGCGGAGCUAGGUCCACCCAGGCGUUUUGCACAGUUGAAUGGUUGCCAUGGGGAUUAAAGGAUUGCUCAAACAUGCAUGAGAGAAUCAGCAGGUCAGGCUGUUUUAAAGAUCAUAAAACUUCAGUCAAUGCAACCUUUGUCCUCAUUUUUUUUAAAGCUUGAUACUUUAAAAUCUAAACAUAAAUUUACAGUCAUGAUUCUUCAAUGAAAUAACUCAACGUUUCGUUUAUGGGCUUUGUGGCUCUAGACAAACGUUUCAGGGAACUGAAGGCUCUGGAUAGUAAACGUUGACGACCUCUGCCCCGAGGUGUGGCCUAGGAGCUUUAAUGAGAUGUUUGUAGUGACAGCAUCUGUGAGGUGGAAGUCAGAAGGCAGAAUCUGAUCUCAGAUGGAGGGCAAAGAUAGAAACAGGACACCUGGAAAUGAUCUUGUUCUCAAAUCUACGUCUGAUUAAGGAUCUGAAAAGCUGAGAAGUAAACAACACAGGCCAUGUGAUUAAGGUCUGGAAGAUAUGCAGCGCUGCACAA
This is a messenger RNA of Poecilia latipinna (sailfin molly), 5265 nucleotides long. RefSeq names its product probable palmitoyltransferase ZDHHC16. NCBI's taxonomy places the organism in Eukaryota, Metazoa, Chordata, Actinopteri, Cyprinodontiformes, Poeciliidae. The record is from RefSeq and is a predicted model, not a curated record. Gene Ontology annotation, molecular function: palmitoyltransferase activity. The coding region runs from base 3334 to 4194 and encodes 286 amino acids. The transcript is spliced from 5 exons.